AUGCGAAUAGCCCUAGUAUGCUUCUUCUCUAACGCUAUAGUUUUGGUUUUACUUCUGCUGGUGGCCAUAGCUACUGCGGGGAAAACUGCACAUAAGAAGAGGGAUCCGGAUGUUGAUAAUAUGGAGGAGUCUACUGCAUUAACGGUGAAUGAUGAUGACGAUGAUGAUGGGAAGGGCCCGUGGAGUCGGCUGGAAGCUCAAUACCAUCUCUUCGUGAAAUUGCUCGAUAUUGCUAUACCCGUGAUGGCUAUGGUAUUUGGGGUUUGCUUUUUCAUUGAGAUGAACGUCCUUAUCGAUGCUAAGGACCAUGGAUCGAUGGCUGAUGUGGCUUACGUUCCCGUAUCCUCCAUUGGGAACAUCCUCCUUGCGGAGAAGGCAGCCGAAGCAGCCUGGGUACCACCCAAGACUGUUUCUCGUGAAACCGCAGCAGCGCAAACGCUGAUUGUUGCUCCGGGUCAUAAGGAGAGAGUUGCGUUGGCCAUGCCUACGGUUACGGGUGGCAAGAUUCAACUCAUUGUCAACCACUCCGCACUAGCAAAUGUUAUCAAGAACAAGUAUAGCAAGAAGGAGGCUGAUAUCACUCUGGAUCUUGGAACGUUGUUAUCGUUGAAUACGUCUGGUGCGUUGAUUGGGGAAGGCGGAGCGAAGCGAACAGAAUGGCCUUUGGGUCGAAAGGUGUUCAAGAUGAUCUUGGGCGGCUAG
Molecule: messenger RNA, 702 nt
Organism: Perkinsus marinus ATCC 50983
Lineage: Eukaryota; Perkinsozoa; Perkinsida; Perkinsidae
Exons: 6
Coding region: 1-702 (233 amino acids)
Source: RefSeq, a predicted model, not a curated record